Molecule: messenger RNA, 2250 nt
Organism: Caenorhabditis bovis
Lineage: Eukaryota; Metazoa; Nematoda; Chromadorea; Rhabditida; Rhabditidae
Source: the annotation of a GenBank genome assembly
AUGGAUAAGGGUUACUCAUGGUACAUUGCUGUAAUUUUUGUUUUCGGUGAAACUGCCGGAUCUGGCUUAGUGGCUCUACCAAGCUCAAUGCUAUCUCUAGGCCUCCUUGGCGGGAUCUUAACAUUAAUAGCAAUGGGAGUCGUAACGUUUUAUACAGCAUAUUUACUGAGCAAUAAUUGGAUUAUAUUAAAAUCAAGAUGGAGCGAGUAUGCCGACCAUUGUAGAAAUCCUUAUCCUGAAAUGGGAUUUCGCGCUUUGGGACCAUAUAUGGCAAUUUUCACCAAUGCAUGUUGUCAUAGUACAGCAUUUGGAGGAGGAGCGGUUUUCGCCCUUCUCGCUGCAAAAACACUCGGAGAAGUACUCAACGGAUUAGGAAUUACAGUUUCAACCUGCACAAUGCUCGUAGCAGUUGGCGUUAUUUUGUGGCCGUUUAUUAUGCUCAAAAGUCCCAUGCAUUUUUGGCAAGUUUCCAUUGUCGCUGCGUUUUCUACACUUACAGCUGUCGUUUUAAUAAUAAUUGGGUACACAAUGGACAGCGCAGUCUGUAUUAAAGAAGCCUCUUAUCCUGAGAUCAAUCCUCAAUCAAUUUCGUCAAGUCUCGCUACAAUCAUAUUCGCCUACGGUGGUCAUCCAUGUAUUCCUACAAUUAUUCACGAUAUGAAGACUCCUCAGCAUUUCUUUCGAACAUGUCUAAUUAGCUAUGUAGGACUUUUUUUGAUUUAUGCCCCGGUGUCAAUAUUUGGAUAUUGGAUUUACGGAUCGAGUGUGACAGAUUCUGUGAUUUCAUCAGUCCAAAACGACACAGUUCGCCGGAUAGUUUCAAUUCUUAUUGCGACACAUGUUUUCUUUUCUAUUCUAAUUAUUGUAAAUCCUUUAAUGCAAUUCUCAGAGCACAUUCUAAAAAUCAAGCAUGAAUUUGGAAUAGGCCGAUUUCUCGUUAGAACAACGGUAUUUUCAGCAAUCAUUUUAAGCGCUGCAGUUGUUCCAAACUUUGGGCUUGUUAUUAAUUUGGUUGGAGGCUCGUUCCUUCCAUUUUUAGUUCUGAUAUUACCAGUGAUUCUAGCAGCAAUGUUAGAAGCUGGAAAGAAACUGGAAAAUGAAGGAAUAAAAAAUCCAGUCACAUUAAAAAUGAUUCUGAAGACACACCCGACUUGGAGAAUUUUCUUGGAUUUGUCAAUAUUAAUUCUAGGAAUUUGGAUUUUAAUAAACUCAAUGUGGAACUCAAUAUUGACAUUGAUUUUUUCCUCGAGCGCAUCUACAAUGUCGUGCUUCAAACAAUGGCUCAGUACGGAAUUCGUUAAUGUGUCACUUUCUAAUCAUUUCCAGUGUUGCGGUGCAUUCCGGUCAAAGUUUACCCUUCUUCUUAUAUGCGGUAUUCUUUUAAUAGGAAUUGUCGAUGCGAGAAAGAAUUCAACCAAAUUUGGUAAACCUGGAACCGUCGAUGUGAAUGAAACCAACAUUAGAACAGAUAUCGAAUUACCCGAUGAAUCAAAACCAACGCCUCAAUUAAAACCACUGCCCGAAGAGCCGACUACAAAGAAAGUGGAAACGCAGAAAACUCAAAAGCCUGCUUCUGAAAAACCAGAACAACUGCCUAUAGAGAAGACUGUUCCUGAAAAACCAGAGCAACUGCCUAAAGAGAAGACUGUUCCUGAAAAACCAGAGCAACUGCCUAAAGAGAAGACUGUUCCUGAAAAACCAGAGCAACUGCCUAAAGAGAAGACUGUUCCUGAAAAACCAGAGCAGCUGCCUAAAGAGAAGACUGUUCCUGAAAAACCAGAGCAACUGCCUAAAGAGAAGACUGUUCCUGAAAAACCAGAACAACUGCCUAAAGAGAAGACUGUUCCUGAAAAACCAGAACAACUGCCUAAAGAGAAGACUGUUCCUGAAAAUCCAAAACAACCCGAUCAAGAGACGCAUGCCCCUGAAAUAGAAGAUCAACCGACUCAACCUCCGCCCGAGGCCCCAGUGUCAAAACUUCCAGCUCCAAAAUCUCCAGCCGCAACAGAAGAAAAUAAUCCAAAACCAGCAAAUUCUUCAGGAAAUGCAAAAAAAAAUGAAGGCGGCGAAGAACAAUCGGGAUCCAAAUACGAUAAGUCAAAUAAAAUGAACAUUGCCCAAACUAAAAUGAGAUCGAAAGGAUUUGGAGUCAUUUUUGCCAUCCUUACUGGAAUAAUAUGCUUCAUUUAUGUGACUCAUUGGGCAGUGUUCGUAUGGCUUCUCUCAGUUCUAUCAAAGCAGAAGAAGUGA